Molecule: messenger RNA, 816 nt
Organism: Mycena indigotica
Lineage: Eukaryota; Fungi; Basidiomycota; Agaricomycetes; Agaricales; Mycenaceae
Exons: 5
Coding region: 1-816 (271 amino acids)
Biological process (GO): cytoskeleton-dependent cytokinesis
Cellular component (GO): dynactin complex
Source: RefSeq, a predicted model, not a curated record
AUGUCCAACCUUGGCACAGUAUUUUUGGGAGAUAAUCGCAGACGCGUGUUUUCUUCAACUGCUUCAAAUUCAACUGGAACACCGCCCUCUUCUCCACCACCAACAUCCAUGUCCAGCUCGUUCAAUCCAGCAUCAAUUGUUACACCUGCGUUGUCAUCCCCAAAACCACCGACGCCGGCUAUCGACCCGGCUCUAUCGCUUGAGUUAAGACUACGCUGGUUGGAGGCCAUUCUGGUGGGGGUUAAGCAGCAAGAUACUCGAAAAGGCAAGGAAAGGGAGGGGCUUGGUCGAGGAGAGACGCUUUUACGCGCUGCGGAGAACUUACAGAAGCGGCUGAACACUAUCGUUACUGCAAAUGACGGACUAAAGCGAUUCAUGGAACACUAUGACCAGCAUGCACAUCUUCUGACUCCUUCAUUUGCACACUCUGAGGAUCAACCAACAUAUGAGAAUAUGACAUCCGCCGAACUGGAGGCUUUCCUGGUGGAGAUGGAGCCAGACAUACGCGCCGCCGACCGUGAUAUGCAGGAAAUUGAGGAAUUGGAGAAGAAGGGGGUCACUGGGGCGGGUAAACUGGCAGAAUACGAACACCUCCGACCACGGCUCGACGCGCUCCUUAGUGCACACGAAGAAGAUGUUGAGCGAGCCACCGCUUUGGAAAAACGAGUGGCUAAACUGAUGGAGGAUCACGCUACCCAGGUUGAUGCACUCUCAGAACUAUUUGUUGUGUGGGACGACACUUUGGUUGAGGCUGAAGACAAGAUUCUUGCAUUUGAACGCGACCGACAGGAUCGUCGACGAUUGGGGCUUACUUAG